UUGGUAAGUCAAGACGAGUAUCGCGCGGGUCGCGGCUGUUUUCCUGUGCGGAGAGGAUGACUCGGUUAUUAUUAUUUAUCAUUUCUUUAUUUAUUCGACUCAUUGGUCGUUCGUAAAAAGGUUCUGAACACCGAUAUUACGAUAAACGGAUCAUGGGGAGAUCGCAGCCUUCGUAACAGAACGAUAAACAAACCACUCGCGAUUCGUAGCAUAAUCAGUGCAAGUGUCGCACGAUUUUGUUUAUCCUACGUGUACAUGUCGAAGUGUGGUAAACAAACGACACUAGGAGGAAUGUUCCGGUUAUAGCUUCCCAUUUGUGUGAAAUUUGCCAUCUAAUUGUAAGCCGCGCAUUACGACAUGACAUUAUGUAGACAUAUAAGAUGUUAUACCCGGCUUCUCAUCGGAUGUUUCGAAGCUUGUGUCGGACGCGAAUUGGUAACAUCAUUACGAAUAACAUUUUGACCGACGACGAUGUGAAUAUAAAAACUAUCGACAAGCAAUGUUCGAGCAGGCUAUUCAGGCUCAUAAUUUACCGUUUCGGUGUCAGAUCAUGACCGUGGGCAUCGUGCCUUUGAAGAAUAAAAGUCGAGCCGUCGGAAAAUCGUUAUCGGUAGUUUUGGUAAUUUGUUCGAAUUAAUGAUUGUAUAUAACAGUGUUUCAGUCUUUGAGAUAGUUCUCAUCUGCAAAAAUAAACCAUUAAAUUGUGUAGCGUGCUAGUCAAAAUCGUAAUGUUAUUGUGAAGUGAAGUAAUAAAAGUGAGUGCUCUCGGAUCGUGUAGCUGUGCCGCAGGGAAGCGAAGUGGGCUAACAUCCUGCAGGCGCUGGACGAUUGGCGAACCUACAUGUUUGAGGAAAGAAAAGAUGAAUGAUGAAAAUACCGGUCAUUGUCCACUCCGUCUCCUCUCAAUCAACGCGGUGCUACGGGAUCGUCGAUGAGUAGAAGAUCGGGUACGGAGUACAGAGUGACUUGGGAAUUUGAAUUCAACUUGAAUGGUGAGAUGCGAGGAACGCAGCUUCAAGGAUGAAUCGAAAGAACAGCGUUUUGUCAACCCGUUAAUCACGACAGUUCGGAAAGCGGAUGCAAGGAAGGAACGCGCAUCCGACUAACGACGCAGCAGACGAAGGGGAUGCGAUUGUCUGCUACCAGUGCAACAGCGAGUACGAUCCUAGAUGCGGCGAUCCCUUUGAUCCGUACAGCCUGGGCACAGUAAACUGCAGUUUUCAACCGCGGCUCGAACACCUUGGGAACGCCGAUCCGACUCUGUGCAGAAAGACCUCGCAAAGAAUAUACGGAAAAAUACGGGUCGUACGAGGUUGCGGCUUCAUAAAGGAUCCUAGAGACGACAAAGAUUGCGUGGGAAGAAGCGGCACGCACGACGUUCACACAACGUUUUGCUCGUGUACAACCGAUCUCUGCAACGCGGCAACAACACCUCUUGCAAACUCACCGGCAUCCCUGAUUCUCGGUGUUUUAGUCGCCAAAGCCUUCGUUACUUUUUCGAUCAAACAAUAGUAUCAUCUCACCGAUAAAUUACAUUCUCAUGUACAGCGUAAGUAUAUGACUGCGAAUCUCAGUCCAAAGGAGAAAUAAUUAUAUCAUUAUUAUAAUUGUUAUACCCCUGAUAUACCUCUAGUAUUAUAUGAUCAAAUUUUACAUAAUUUUUAUUUAAAAAAAUUUUUAAAUAAGGAUGGUCAAACACAACAAAUCUAAUUUUUUUUUUUUUACUUAGGUUCAGAGAAUCUUAUAGGCAUAAAUUGUAACGCGCUGAAGUUUUCGUGCAAGCGAAUUAUCGAUCCCGAAUAAUAAUCUUUUCAAAUUUCGCGUCGUUAUUUUAUUACACUUGCCACAGCUUUUACAUCAUAUUAAUCAUUAAGAUUGACUGAAAUGCCAAAUCUACGAAAGUUGUCUCGAGAAAAUAUUUGGGUGGCAUUUUGAAUAGGUCGGAGAAUCCACUUAUGCUUGAAUCUUUAAGGAUAUAUUUAAGGGAAAAGUUCAUAUGCAGAAUGUCGAGGAUAUAAGUUGUUAUCACAGAAUUAUGAUAACAAGUAAAGUUUUAGAUAAAGGCUUGACGAUAAAAAAGAAAUUUUGCUGCAUUGAGCCUGUAAGAUAAUUUUUAGUUGGCAUUGUGCAAUUUUUUUCCGAACGGUGCAUAAUUAAUACGCGAUGAUAAAGAAAAAAAAAAAUUAACAAGUGGAAUAUUAUAGAGAUACCAAAGACGUAAUAAUGAAUUAGUAUAGUAAACUGUUAGGUAGCUGAAAACAAAGUAUUAUAUAAAUUGAUAAAAUAACAUUUAAUGUGAUAAUACAAGGAUUCGAAAUGACGUAAAGCGAAAUGAGUUAUAUUUAAAAACAAAAUCAACACUCCGUAGAGGAAAUAAUAUUUAUUAGAUGUCACUUAGAGCAAUACAAUGAUGGAAUUGAUCGAUAGAAUUGAAAAUGAAUUUAUUUGCUUUAAGAAGAGUUGAGUUACGCUUGCUGUUAAAUUUAUCACGUAUAUUUGGUUCAAUAUAAUCACACAUAUUAAUUAUAACAAAUGUGUAUAAUAUAUAUAUAUACAAUUCGAAGUACAUUUAAUUACAAAACAAAUGAAUAAUUCGAUGUCAUUGAAUAAUUAAAUUUCGGCUACACCGUCAACCUUCUCCGAAUUUUACCGUCAAUCAUUAGAGUAUUGAAAAGUCGAUGUAUGCUACAUAUCCACGCAAAUGUGUAUAAUAAUAAUAUACUUCGAAUUCUUAUAAUUCGGCAGACACCAAUCGCGUGCAUUUCUAUACGUAUAUACAGAGCAAUAAUAGACAAAAAUUAUUUAUUAAAACGUUCCGUCGUUUUUACGUGUAUAGAAAUUGUUUAAUCACGAAUAUUAUAUAAUUAAGCAAUAUAUAUACUUAUAAUUCGUAUAUCAAAGUUAUAUACCGAAGAAUCUUUGCGUGUGCAGUUGCAACAUAAAAAAUUGCAUAUUACAAUUAUAACGUUGAACGUAUUACCCGUGAUAAAAACUCACACGCAUAAUAUCAAAAUAUAUUAUCACUUACUUACUCCUUGCGGCUAUAUCUGUAUUUUAGGUUUUUUCUGCACUGCUAUUUCAUUUACGGUAUAAUACAUAAUAUAUAUGUAUACUGAAAUUCGUUGCACCUAAAAAAUUGAUAUUGCAUUAAUUGCAGUUUUAUUAUUCUGAAGAAUAACAUCCUGCAGACCAGCUAUCCUCUCGUCUCAACUCGUUAGACAUAUCAACAAAUGAAUUUUCGCAAGAAAAUCGCAAUUACAUAAAUAUAGUAUUAUGGUUAGUUAUCAUAUGUAGCCGAAGCAGAAGGAGAUUCGUUGUACAGUGUUAUCGACGUCCGGGACAAUCCAGGAUGUCCAGCGACCUGGAAUUUGCCUUUCUUUUUAUUCUCUCCUCCCUCGGGCUUGAACGACAAAUCUUAAACCUCUUAUACCGAGGAAUUCGGUGAAAGUGCCCAUUGAAAACUUUAAUGUUAUAUUUUAUUGAAUCUCUAUCCUAAUAUGUUUCAUGUCACGACACUGAUAGUUUUGACCUAUUCCAUAUGACUACGAAAGAUGCAGGCGUGCGUUCGUUCGUUUCUGGUGAAAAAAAAGACGCAACAUUUUUAUGGAGAUUUGUACAUAAAUCGUCCAGGCGUUGGAGAUUCUACACGUAUCUGUUCAUAUAAUAGGUACAAAGAGUUAUUGCUGUUGAGAAUGACAUACGAACUAUCGUACACAAUUAUUGUACGAACAAUUCUAAAUUAUAUAUGCUGAUAUAGUGUAAAUAAAUAUUAUACGAGUAAUAGAAAAAAAAAUUUGGAAUAAAUGCUUGAAGUCAAAUAUGUAUAAUCUUCGAUCUGUGGAUCAGGGAAAUAUUUAAAAUAUUAUAUAUGCAACAUGAAAGUCGGAACCGUCUAUAUAUAUAUACUAAAUUGUUACAGAAAUUAUGGAGAUCGUUAGAGAUCAGUUAACUUUGACAGUUUAAGAAGUUGAAGAUUCAGUUACCUUGAAAUUAUUUUCAGAACAAUUCCAUGUUUUGCCCUUCGAAUAAAAUCAGCAAUUGAACAAAAUGUUAGCCUCGCUAAUAAGUAUAAUUAAUACCGAUGAUCAUUAACACUCAAAGGAAUAAAAUAUUCUUCACGCGUGAGUUUGAGAAAUUACAUAUUUCAAGGAAAGAUAUGCACUACAGUAAAAAGACUGAAUCUUGAUUCUUGCUAAUCGUGAAUUUUAACUCGUCCUGAUCUCCAUGUCUUAAAACCACUCAUACAAUAUGCAAAUGUACAUUAACAAGCCAAAAAAAAAAAAAAAAACCACAUUGUAUAAUAAAACUAUUGUCCAGUUAAUAUAGUUUUAGUGUUUUAAUAUUAUUAAAUUAAUAAAGUUUUGAGUGGUUACCUAA
Neodiprion fabricii is the source of this 4377-nucleotide messenger RNA. RefSeq lists its product as uncharacterized. Gene Ontology annotation, biological process: sleep; regulation of synaptic transmission, cholinergic; positive regulation of voltage-gated potassium channel activity. The record is from RefSeq and is a predicted model, not a curated record. NCBI's taxonomy places the organism in Eukaryota, Metazoa, Arthropoda, Insecta, Hymenoptera, Diprionidae. The transcript is spliced from 6 exons. The coding region runs from base 1078 to 1512 and encodes 144 amino acids.